AGGUGUGCAAGUACAAAGCGACCUCCGGCAAAAUCUGGCAGUUCAACGGCUGAUGAGAUUGUAUCACAGCAUGUCACAGCAUACUACAGCAUGUCACAGUCACAGCAUGUCACAUCAUAUCUGCCUAAAUCCCCCUUGAAGGUUCCGUGCUCAUGAGAACGCAAUUCCAGAAACCGUGAAGGUGUGGUGUGGGGGCAAGGGACAUUGACCAGGUCAUCCUUUUUGACCAGCAGGGAGGGGGAAAACGCAUUAAACAACGUGUAUCAUGUGUAUCUAUAGAUAAUUCAUGAUAAUUCAUCAUGAUAGACAUACAGUUCCGUGCUCAAAAGUGCAGCAUCACUGACUCAAACUACAAGUUGUCAUGUGGAACAUGCUCGGAACCAGUGGAGAUCUCCGGAAAGAAUCGAAAGGAAUCUGUGCACACCACGCAGUGGCCGGAACAAGUGAAGUCCGCCAAUACCGUUUUACUCCAGCCAUCUGCAGCUGGAGCAAUGCAACGUAGGAAAAGGAUGGAAAAGGUCUGGUCGAUCCAGCGCGUCCAGUGCGUUCAGAUGCGUUCAGUCCGUUCCAGUAUUUCAGCUUUUUGGAACCAGCCAGUGGCGCCAGUGGGCACCAACGAGCAUCUCGAAUAUUUUGAGGGCGCAGGAUCGCUGCACCACAUGGCGAUUAUGCGAUUGCACAGAUUCCUUGCAAUGGAGUUCCGCAAAAGUGAAAAUCCCAUUGGGGAAAGCUCUGCCAGCUUGUCCCACUGCCACAACGCAGACUAUGUUAAUAAUACGCAAUAAAGAUUUCUUCCAAACGAAAAGCUACAAGAAAGGCAGCAAUGCUUGGCACCGCUACGGAAAUUUGUCGGCUGGUAUGCAUGUAAUCGAUGCAUAACGCAGGGGAUGCAGCAUCGCCCAGUGAAUCUCUCCAGCACUUUUACG
This is a messenger RNA of Cladocopium goreaui, 926 nucleotides long. Lineage: Eukaryota; Dinophyceae; Suessiales; Symbiodiniaceae. The record is from the annotation of a GenBank genome assembly.